AACAGAGACAACCAACAACCUUAAAAACUGGAGUUCCCUGAAACUUCCUCAAGAUCAGUCACUGCACAAGCAAAAGAAAUUCUUCUCUCUUUUUCUUUUUUUCUUUUUAUGUUAGAUCAGUAUUAAGCGUGUGUGUGUGUAUGUAUAUACACACACACAUAUAUAUAUAUUAAGCAUAUGGAAAGACAGCCACUUAAACAAAAACCUCCAUUGUUAAAAGCUUGACUUAAAAAAUUCCCCUCCAAAUAUAGAAAUUAACGAUUUAUUUCGAUUCAAAAAUCAUUCCUUUUCUGAUUCAUGGAUAUACCCAGUAUUGAAAAACCAAAAAAGAAUCUCGAUCAACCCUCAAUAAACUCUCAUUCACCGGCUUUUCUCUUACACAACAACGGUUUCAGUUCAUGUUUAGACAUUGAGAUGAUCGCCGUGAAAUCAGUUUCUUACAUCAGUUUGAAAGACUUGAUGCCGGCGGCGUCAUCUUCAUCGCAGUCGUCUCCGCCACAGCAAGCGGCAGCAGCGGUUAGUUCUCCGAUAAAGAGUAGUAAUUCGAGCUGGAACGAAAUACCCAUCAAGAACCCGCUGGUGAAACAGGCUGCUUUGGCUUACUUGCAGCCUAUGUCGAGCCCAUCGCCGGCCGGAGAAAAGGGUUUGUUGGAGAAAAUCAAAGACAAGUGUUGCGGUGAAUGCGGGUGUGUUUCGUGGAUAUACGAUGUCGUUUGGAGGAACAUCAAGGAAGUGUUUUGGGAAAGUAGAGAAGAUUUUAAUGGCGAUUAUUAUGAUGACGAUGAAGACGAUGAUAAAGUUGACUGAAACUGAGAUCGCAGGGGUCUUUUUUCCAGGCAGGUUGAGGUUUGACCGGUAGAUAUUGGUUUAAUUUGUAAAUAGAGAAUUUCUUUUUCUAUUUUCAUAUACUUUUUUGACUUUUUGCAUGUGCAAGUAUAGUGGAAAAAAAUAGAAGAAAUUAUUGAAAAAUUCAAUGUUCAAAGCUUCUUGAAGGAGAAUCUGUAGGGGUUUUUAAUUAAGAACUCAGUCCCUAGUCCCUAUUUUAAUAAAAAUUUGAUUUUUGUAUCUA
This is a messenger RNA of Gossypium arboreum, 1069 nucleotides long. RefSeq lists its product as uncharacterized. The record is from RefSeq and is a predicted model, not a curated record. Lineage: Eukaryota; Viridiplantae; Streptophyta; Magnoliopsida; Malvales; Malvaceae. The coding region runs from base 298 to 807 and encodes 169 amino acids. The transcript has a single exon.